Haliotis rubra (blacklip abalone) is the source of this 1192-nucleotide messenger RNA. RefSeq names its product heat shock protein 60A-like. Gene Ontology annotation, cellular component: mitochondrial inner membrane; mitochondrial matrix. The coding region runs from base 4 to 744 and encodes 246 amino acids. Lineage: Eukaryota; Metazoa; Mollusca; Gastropoda; Lepetellida; Haliotidae. Gene Ontology annotation, biological process: apoptotic mitochondrial changes; protein import into mitochondrial intermembrane space; protein refolding. Gene Ontology annotation, molecular function: ATP binding; protein-folding chaperone binding; ATP-dependent protein folding chaperone. The transcript is spliced from 5 exons. The record is from RefSeq and is a predicted model, not a curated record.
CUCAUGCAGGGUAAGGGAGACAAGGCUGACAUUGAGAAGCGAGUGGCCCAAAUCAAGGAUGAGAUCGAGCUGAGCACAUUGGAAUAUGAGAAAGAGAAACUGAGUGAACGACUUGCCAAGCUGUCCAAUGGAGUGGCCGUGUUGAAGGUUGGUGCAUGGAGACUAUUGUGGUCUGUAGGGUGGUCUUAUUCCAGGAUGGAGGGCCAUGUUGAAGGUUGGUGCAUGGCGACUAUUGUGGUCUGUAGGGUGGUCUUAUUCCAGGAUGGAGGGCCGUAUGCUACCCAUGCUGCUGUGGAGGAGGGCAUUGUUGCGGGAGGCGGCACCGCUCUGCUCAGAUAUAUGCCUGUACUGGAUGAAAUUAAACCCGACAAUAAUGACCAGAAAAUAGGUAUUGAGAUUGUACGCAAGGCCCUGAGGAUGCCAUGUCUCACCAUUGCAUUAAAUGCUGGCGUCGAAGCCCACGUCGUAGUGGAGAAGGUCCUCAAUGAGAAGGGAGACUUCGGGUAUGAUGCACUCAAUGGAGAGUUUGGGAAUCUCAUCGAGAAGGGAAUUAUUGACCCAACAAAGGUUGUGAGGACAGCAAUUGUUGAUGCAGCAGGAGUAGCCUCCCUUCUCACCACAGCAGAGGUGGUUGUCACGGAAAUCCCCAAGGAGGAGCCAGCUGCACCAGCUGGAGGCAUGGGUGGUAUGGGAGGGAUGGCUGGUAUGGAAGAGAUGGGUGGUAUGGGAGGGAUGGGCUUCUAACGGAAUUCCACAGAACCACCGUUGUGUGAUAAUGUGAGUCAGAAUUGUUUUGCACAGUUUCUGAGAAGACUGAUCAUUGAACUCUGAUGGACUCUGGAGAUGAUGAUACCGACUGAGAUUGGUUUGAUUUCCCACAAGGUUUCCAUUAGCAGCUAGUCCUUGUGUGAUAUUGUGGGUGGACAAGCAAGCAGAGUGAACUGUCCUAUUCUGGGUCAGUUCCCUAUAAAGUAACUAUCAUUAACACAUUCUGCGUUUUGUAACCAAUUAGUCCUCUUGGGUUAUAAGGGUGCCCUCAUGUUGUUGUCUCUUUUCCCCCAGAGCAGAUAAGUGUUAAAUGAUAAUCAUAGCUGUAUCGACCAAUAGUGAAAGAGAUAGCUUGGUGCAGGAUCCUGAUGUAUGUGCAGGAUCCUGAUGUACGUGCAAGAUGUUCUCGAAGAUAGUCCAUCCC